AUGACAUUAGUAAAAAGUAGUCAUGCAAAAGUUGGCGGCAAACAUCGUAAUGAUGGAACCGAAAAUCUAAAUAUUUAUUACGAAUUGCAUGGCCAUGGACCUAAUAAAUUAUUCUUUAUUAUGGGUUUAAACACCACUUCUGGAGGCUGGGACAACCAGGCAAGACACUUUGGCGGCCAUCCAGAUUACCAGGUUUGCAUUUUUGAUAAUCGCGGUGUGGGAUUAUCAGAUUCGCCAUAUGGAUUGUACAGUACAAAUCAAAUGGCUCAUGAUGCAAUUGAUCUCUUGAAUUAUCUUGGUUGGACUCAAAAUAUUCAUCUGAUUGGUAUUUCCAUGGGCGGUAUGAUUGCUCAAGAGUUAGUUCUGGAAAAACCUCAUUACGUGAA
This is a messenger RNA of Acaulospora morrowiae, 386 nucleotides long. Lineage: Eukaryota; Fungi; Glomeromycota; Glomeromycetes; Diversisporales; Acaulosporaceae. The record is from the annotation of a GenBank genome assembly.